Messenger RNA from Raphanus sativus (radish), 1340 nucleotides. RefSeq names its product GDSL esterase/lipase 5. Gene Ontology annotation, molecular function: hydrolase activity, acting on ester bonds. Lineage: Eukaryota; Viridiplantae; Streptophyta; Magnoliopsida; Brassicales; Brassicaceae. The transcript is spliced from 5 exons. The coding region runs from base 102 to 1274 and encodes 390 amino acids. The record is from RefSeq and is a predicted model, not a curated record.
CGACAUGUCUAUAAGUUAGACUAAAAAGCAAAUCAUUUCGUCUAUAUAAACAUAUACAUACACAAGCAAACACACACGAGUCUUGAGAAGUUUUGUGGUGAAUGAGAGAGUCAACAUUAAUGGAGAAAGUCACAAAAAGAACUAUCUCCUCCUCCUCCAUCUUCUUCUUGUGCUUCUAUAUCUUCUCGUCAAGCAUUCUCUUUCUCGCCGGAAAAUCAGCAGCAAAACUUUCUUACGACGGUGACAAUGAUAACGUGACGGCUUUGUUCAUCUUCGGGGACUCUUUCUUGGAUGCAGGAAACAAUAAUUACAUAAACACCUCUACACUUGACCAAGCCAAUUUCCCACCUUAUGGUCAAACAUUCUUUGGCCUCCCCACCGGCAGAUUCUCCGACGGUCGUCUCAUCUCUGAUUUCAUAGCGGAAUAUGCGAAGUUGCCGUUAAUUCCGCCGUUUUUGGAACCGGGAGAUAGUCAAAAGAAGCUUUCCGGCGUCAACUUUGCAUCCGCGGGAGCUGGUGCUCUUGUUGAAACGUUCCAAGGUUCGGUGAUAAGUUUGAGAACACAAUUGGAACACUAUAAGAAAGUGGAGAGAUUGUGGAGGAUAAAGUUUGGUAAAGAAGAAAGCAAGAAGAGAAUCUCAAGAGCUGUCUAUUUGAUAAGCAUUGGGUCUAAUGACUACUCAAGCCCUUUCUUGACCAACCAAUCUCUCUCCAUUUCAAUGUCUCAGCAUGUUGACAUUGUCAUUGGUAAUUUGACAACAUUCAUGCAUGAAAUAUACAAGAUUGGAGGACGGAAGUUCGGUUUCUUGAAUGUGCCGGAUUUGGGUUGUUUCCCAGCUUUACGGAUACUAAAACAGAACAAUGAUUCUUGCUUAAGAGAUGCUUCAAGGUUGGCAAACAUGCAUAACAAAGCUCUUUCGAGUCUCUUGUUUAAGAUGCAAAGACAACUCAAGGGCUUCAAGUUCUCCCUCUUCGACAUGAACAAAAGUCUUAAACUCAGAAUGCAUCAUCCUUCUAAAUUUGGGUUUAAAGAAGGGGAAGAAGCAUGUUGUGGAACAGGGAAGUGGAGAGGAGUAUUCAGCUGUGGAGGAAAGAGAAUCGUGAAGGAAUACAAAUUAUGUGAGAAUCCUGACGAUUAUAUUUUUUGGGAUUCACUUCAUCUCACCCAAAAUACUUACAAGCAAUUUGCAAAUCUAAUUUGGAAUGGUGGGCACAUGUCAGAUUCUCUAGUGGUUGGUCCAUACAAUAUCAACAGUUUAUUUCAGAUUUCUUGAUGUGAAUGUAUGUAACUAAUAUACAUGAUAUGUUUUGUCUUUUGUUGGUAACCUUUUUUUUGUUCA